AUGUUCACCUAUCGCGAAUGUGAUCUGCCCGAUGACCCUGUGUUUCCAACUGAUCUGACGAAGCUCGGGUACUUCAUCAACGACAAUGAUCAGAUUCGCAUGAUCUCCGACCCCGAGCUGGGCUUCCAGUACAAGAUCAACCGAAACGAUCGUUUCAACGUGAAGCAGCGCGAAGCAUUCAACGAAUGUAUUCGCAAGAUCGUGUUUGAACGCAUCACUGCUGCGGGCCUUGGUGUCCUGCGCCUGCCACUCGGUGCCAUGCAGAACGACGCCCAUGUGCCCAUCCUCGUGUCCGACAAUCUGCACAAGGCUUCUCGUUUCGUCGUGUACUUUGGUGAACCCAACCAAGAUCUGGGGAUCUGGAGCAACCGUGCAAUCGGGUCCGAUGGCAUCCAGGUCGGGUGCAUGGUCGAGUUCGCGCAGGCUGUGCUUGGCGAGGACAGACAUCCCACUGGCACCGCCCUCAUCCUGGCAAACUCGGGUCAGUUGGUCUGGUACUGCGCCGGGGGCAAGGCUAUGACACAGGAGAGCUGGCUUGCGCUGAAUCUUUCUUCGGCCGUGGACAGCCUGCCGUCCCAAACCAACCGGAACAAGAUCUUGGGCAACCUCAAUGCGUUCCAGCACGUCCAAUACAUCUUCGAAUGGAUCCUGUCUCCACGCCUCCGCCAGGGCACCACCGUUGAUGUGAUCGCCAUGUCUGAAGGUGGUUUGUCUGCCAUGCAUUACCUGAAGAAGCAUUGGUCUCUCUGGCGCAACCACAUCUCCGGCAUGUGUGUGGGUAGCCCGAUCCAGACUGUACUCUUCGACCUCGACAAGACCGAACUUUCCAACCCCGAUUCCUUCACUGCAUUCGUCUCCCGGCGCUGCCGUGGGUACCUCGUGGGCCCCAACGUGCUUGGAACCCCCGAAGCUGGCUAUGUCGAGCACGGCUGCAACUGCUAUGCUUCUGGUGAGGAUUCCUUUACUGAAUGCAUCAUGCCCAAGGCCUGGCGCCACAUGCUGUCUUGGCUGGACAAGCUUCAGGUCGAUCCGUCCUACCAGGAACAGCCAAGACUUCUUCUGGGCGAUAUGGAUGCAGGUAUCCAACAGCCUCUUGAGCGGAUGGUGUCCAUGAGCAACGCCGAGACUGACAUUGAUGAGGAGGUCUUGCGGAAUACCGAUCCAAGUGAACUUGGUGGUGAUAUCGUUGUCACUGAGGCUAUGAGCGGUUCUCGGGAUAUCCAGAAGAAGCGAGAUUACAACGACAAGGUCCUGGAAUGGGCACAGGGUCUCGCGGAGGAGGACAAGGAAAAUUAG
Molecule: messenger RNA, 1296 nt
Organism: Penicillium alfredii
Lineage: Eukaryota; Fungi; Ascomycota; Eurotiomycetes; Eurotiales; Aspergillaceae
Exons: 4
Coding region: 1-1296 (431 amino acids)
Biological process (GO): regulatory ncRNA-mediated heterochromatin formation
Cellular component (GO): nucleus
Molecular function (GO): siRNA binding
Source: RefSeq, a predicted model, not a curated record